AUGGCCACCAACGAACCCGAGCACGAGCACAGAGACGUCGAGGAAUUUGGAGCUAACAAGGACGAGGACACCGGAGCUCAAGUCGCUCCGAUUGUUAGGCUUGAGGAGGUUGCCGUCAAUACCGGUGAGGAAGACGAAGAUGCCGUCCUCGAUCUAAGAAGGCUUGCGGUUGAAGGUUGGAGCGGAUGUUCUUCUCACGUUGUGGCUAAUUUAGCUGUGACACCUGCUCUUGGGUUUCUUUGCUUUGUGGCGUUGAGAGGUGUUUCUGGUAUUGAUGUUCGUGGAAGCUCUUCUGAUCUUCAAGAGCCUUUGCUUGUGGAAGGAGAUAGAGCCAAGGCAAGUUACAAGGUGUUGAAGUCAAAUUGGAAAAGGUCGAAGUCGGAGAAUCCUUCAAGGCCUCCUUCUUUGGCACCUGCAAUUCUGAAGUCGUUUUGGAAAGAAGCAGCUUGCAGUGCCGUAUUUGCUGGGUUGAAUACUCUCUUGUCAUAUGUGGGGCCUUACAUGAUCAGUUACUUUGUUGAUUAUCUUGGAGGGAAGUAUAUUUUCCCUCAUGAAUGCUUGCUGAGACAGUCACCACCCGUCAAUGUGAAACAGGGGAUGAGUGUUCAGGAACACGUUGGAAAUGAAAUGUCUUGUGUAUGGCAUGCCCGUUACUUUGCUGAUGGUGAACUCAAGGAUGAGAUUUUCUGCAUCCGAUUUGCCUCUAUUGAGAGUGAGUUUGAUAUUGACUGA
This is a messenger RNA of Eruca vesicaria subsp. sativa (arugula), 732 nucleotides long. The record is from the annotation of a GenBank genome assembly. NCBI's taxonomy places the organism in Eukaryota, Viridiplantae, Streptophyta, Magnoliopsida, Brassicales, Brassicaceae.